Symbiodinium sp. CCMP2592 is the source of this 1395-nucleotide messenger RNA. Lineage: Eukaryota; Dinophyceae; Suessiales; Symbiodiniaceae. The record is from the annotation of a GenBank genome assembly.
AUGGCUUGGAUGGCGUACAUCUCUAUUACUUCAAUGCUGUUUGGAACGUUUGGCAAGGCUACGGUCUGUCCUUUGAGUUCAUGCCAAGCAUUGGAUUCCUGGACGCAAGCUUGCUACCUGCGCCUGCACAAGCCAUCGAAAGUUGUUGCCGGUGGGACAGCUUUCGUGACGUUUUGGGAUUGUCCUUAUUCGUUCCCCGUGGCGCUUCGCAUGGCUCCAAUCAGUCCAAAAGAGUGGCCGGUGGAAGAGCAUUUGUACCAGUCGCAAAGCUUGCAAAGCCUUCAGCAGAAAUUUCAGCAACCAAUUUCACUUGAGGACGAGUGGGUGCAUGCCAGCCUCUACUACAGCCUUCAAGCUACAGCACCAUCCGUGCGCAGAUUUACAAACGACGUUGAAAUCAAGAGUGAAGGGUUGUGGCGGCAGAGAGUCAGCACGACAAAGCUAAUGUUUUUAGUCGUGCCAAUCGCAGCAGAGUGUGAGCUCUGCGUCGAGCAUUCCGGCAGCCUGGAGGUGUUGAAGGCGAAGAAUCAAGAGAGAACGGACCUUCAAGGCGCUCUUCGCUUGCGGGUUUCGGUCCUUCAAGAGUUCGCCCGUCUGGAUCUUUCAGAUUUAACGCAUGCAGAGACAGUCCUCUUUAUCUGGGGCUUCCUCACUGAUAUAGCAGUGAUGGCCAGCAUGGGCUUGUGCUUCGAUUGCCAUAUGGGAAAUAUCGUGCUCAAACUCGACCAAUACGGUAACAAAAUAUUCGCAUGGCUGGACUUCGGAGGGCGGACUGGUGGCGAAAUGUUUUUCAGACAGCUCACCGACACGCUCAUGGCUGGUGUGGGUCGCCUACAGGAGCUUGGCGCAAAUGCCACAGCGAAGUCGCUGUCCGAACUUGCCCGUUCGUUCUCGGCACACCCAGGGCUGGACCAGGUGGCUGAGCGAGCGCAGGAGAUCCUGAUCGAGACAGCGCCAGAUUACGGGUUUGCGACCCAUGUACUUCAACGUGUGGGGCCCCUUCGUCCAGAUCGGCUAAUGAGCUUGCAAGAGAGACGUCCUCGCGCAGGCAAGACCUCUGAGCCCGUCGUCUGGGUGCGGGAGCUGGCCCGGAACAAGGAUGGGACGGUCACCGCCAAGUCUCGUCAAGAGGGCGAGGAUGAGCUCGAGCCGGCGUUCCAGGUGUCCCCUCAGGACCACCCAGGCUCGAGACUCAAUAAUGUGGACGAUUUGAAAACAGCCAUCAAGCAGAGGAAGUCUAACGCCCUACGAGACGUUGAUCCUGAUCAAAUUGACGUAUAUCUCUACUCAAAAGAAGCUGGAGCGUGGCGACGCAUCGAAGACGAAUCGGAAGUCCUGCGUCGGGACACCACCAGGCUAGAUUGCUACGGCUUUUUGCCGCGACCGGCAACUUGA